GUGGUCAAUUUACUUGCGUGUGCGGCGACGAAGAGUGUAAUAAUUUUGUCACUAGCCGUUUGAUCAUCAUCGCUAUCGUUCUGUUUCCGACAGUUUUUUCUGUGUGUUCAUUAAUCCUGGCUUUCACGGUGGAGAUCAAGUGAUUUGAUUGUUUCGCGUAGCCGGUGGUUCUAAGGACGUGGAAGCUCUGCUCCUGCAUCCACCAGCAGCAUAGAAAGUGACUCGCGGUGCUUGCGCCGCUUCGUGUUUGUGUACUUGUUAUCGUGUAGUAGUCCAUUUACUUCGACCGGAAUCGUCGUAUUUUCAACUCGUUGUUCGUUAAACGAAUCAUGCAAAUAUGGACCUAUUUAUAUUCGUCGUAAUUCUCGUUGGGACCUUAGCCGUGCUUUUGGGACUGCAUUUCUUCCUGCUCAAACCACUAUCAAGCAAAUCAUUCGAAGAGGAACUAAAGGAGAAACGCGAAAUGCGUGAGAAGAUUCUUGGCACUGCCGGGACUUCUAAAUCUUCCUCCACCGGUAAAGAUAAUGCGAACAAGAAGAGCAAAAAAAUGAACAAGAAACCCCAACAACAGAAGCAAAAGGUCGCCGUCAAGGAUUCCGAUUUAGAUUCCGGCGAGGUUGAAAGUGAUUCCAAUACUUCCGGAAGCCAAAUGGAAGAAGAGAUCAACCCAUUGACCUAUGCCAAGAAGAAGGUUAAUGCCAGUGUCGAGUACGUUGAGACGGAGGCAUUUGCUCUGACUGAAUCUCAGAAUAAGAAAAAGGAGAAACCGAGCCAUGGCAAGAAGAACAAACAGAAGGGAGGAAUUCUUGUUAAUAAAGCAGAACCAGUUCUUGUCAAACAGGAACCAGCUCAAGAGAUAAACCAUUUUGAACAGAUACACCCGAAGGACGCCCUCGAAAUUGCUCGUCAACAGAAGGAAGAAGACUCCAAGACCAAAUCGGCUCCAAAAGAGCAACGCAAAAACAAGAAUAAAGACCAUGUUAAACAAUCGCCGAAAAGCAGUCGAGUCGAAGAGAUCCCAAUUGUCCCUGCUGUAGCUCCCGUUGUCGCCGUCGCCGUCGCUCCCAUUGAACCGAAGCCAGCUACUGUCAACGUUCAACCCAGUAAGGAGAAGCCAAACAAGAAGAAGAAGAACGAGUUGAUCACCAAACAGUUAGCUGCUGAGGUCCAGGAUGCUGCCAACGUUCAAUCGUUGGUGCGAAUUCUCGCCAAGGCGGACCUUCCCCGUAAUGACAUACAAAUUUUAAUUGACUUCCUGCUUAAUAAGCAGCAGGAUACUCUGACUAAGGAUCCAUCCGAGUGGAAUGACCCAUCCGAUCCUUUGCAGAAACUGAAAAAACAACUUCAAGAAAAGGAAAAUCAACUACUUGAAGAACAUACUGCUUCUUCUGGGUUGCAUGCCAAGUUGAAAGAACUUCGGCAAGAAUUGAACAACGAGAAAAAUCAUAACGGUGCUAUGCUCAAGAGCUUCACUGAAGAACUUAAUGCUAAACGAAUGGAAGUACAAAAUCUCAACCAGCAGAUGCAACUUGUUUCGGAAAAGUUUGCUUCCGAAAAGCAAUCCCUUUCCCACCAAUAUCAACAGCUGCAUACCAAGUAUGUGCAAUUGUCCGAGAAGCAUGCCGCAGCCAAGGAGAACGCCUCAACCGUCGUCCAACUGAACGAAAAUAUGCAGUUGCUUCAGCGUGAACUGAUAACCAAGGGACAGUUGCUGAAUGAGAAACUGCAAACGGAGGAGGAGUUGCUCAAUAAAAAGACUGAAUACGAGAUUUUGUUGCACCAAAAGGAUGAGUUGAUUCAGCAACGCUUGCAAGAACUUAAAACGUACGAAAAUGAAGCGAAGCAAUUGCGUGCUGUGGCUGUACAGAAUGAGGAACUGGUUGCCACUUGCCAGCAGCAAAACUACGAGCUGGAGCAAUUGAAUGCUCAAGUUGGUGAACUGCAGAACAAGCAGAAGCAGGCUGCUGCCGUUAUGGCGGCUACUACUGCUGCUAACACCCAGGCCGAAGAGAGCAGCAAAGUGGAAAUACGUAAUCUCCAGAAUGCCUUAGAUUCGAGCAAAACCGAACUAACUGUGUAUCGUUCGGAGCUUGCGGAGUAUAAGCUGAAGCAUGCCGAGCAAGAGCAACAUACCAAGGAGUUGCGUGCACGGGAGGAAGACUUGCAAAAGCAAAUCGAAGAGCAGAAAGCAAAGAACAAUGAUUUACGCAUGAAGAACUGGAAGUUGGUAGAAGCACUGCAAGUUGCGCAAAAUAACACUACCAAACAAAGCACCACUAACACGAAUCAAAGUAGUAAAGUUGAACUCGCUGUAGCUGCUAGCAAAGCACAACAAGCGGCGAACCACAUUGCCGAAGUUGUUCCAGUCCCAAAGGUCGACAUCGACAAGGUAAUCUUGGAAGAGCAAAAUCGAACAAAGGACCUGCUUGUGAAGCUGCUUCCGCAGGAAAUAGUUUCGGCUCUUCCGCUGGACGCCACUAACUUCCACAGUUGGCUGGAAUCUACGGUCACAUGCAUCCGAGAGCAACAGGAGAGUGUUCGCCUGUUGGCCGCUAGCAAUGCCAGCGUCGUUGCCGCCACUCCCAGUAACAAUAGCACCGAGUCGGUGCACCAUAGCUUCAACAAUACUAGUAGGAGUAGUAACAAUAGUACUAACAAUAAUAGUAGUUUAAAUGAUCAAAUCGAUGUUCACGGCGGGAAAACCGACGAGGGCAGUAGCAAAAACGGUGCCCCGGAGCUAGCAGAGGACACUCCCGAGGAUCAGCAAGCGCUGACACUACGGAAUGAACAGCUGCAGAAAUCAGUAGAUCAAUAUAAAUUAAUUAUAGCUGAUACUGAAAUUAUGCUGAAAAACCUAGAAUCGAAAGUAAUCGAACAGGACAUCCAUUGGAGGUCGGUGGUGCAAGCUAAGGAUAAAGAAUUAAAUCUGCUCAAAUCGGCCGGUGCGUUACAGUAGUACUAGUAGUUUGUAGUAACAACCAUCUUAGUAGUAAUGACAACAACAACCAGAAAGCUCCGGUCGGUGUCCGUCAACAGAACAAAAAUUGUGAAUUUGCCAAUCGGCGUCGGGAGAAGCGGCAGUUGAGAGGUACCUACCUAGAUAUUGGCAAUAAGCAAACUAAACGUGAGAUUGUGCACUGGCAACUGCGAUAUAUAGUCUGUGUUUGUGAAACCAUAAUGCUGUCGCUGGGAAAUGAAGACCACUGAGGUGAGACGGAAAUGAAAACUAUUUUCGAAGACCAUUGUGUUUUUGAUUCAGGCUGCCUUUUUUCAAUUUUCCUUUAGCUUCUCCUAUGUAUCAAAUCCUAAAUAAUUUCUGUUUUCCUCUUACCCAAUUUCAUUUCGCCUCGAAACAAAUGUCAAACAAGGGUACAUGGCUCACGUCCCCAUAUCAAUCUCCAGUGCGCCUCUUCCGAUCAAAUGCAGUGACAAAUAUGCUCGCAAUAUCCGUAUGCAAAACGUUGCACUGAAAGCCGGUCUUGAUGUGUGCGCUUUUACAGUUGGCAUCCUGCGAUGUUCCGACAUACAUUUAACUGCGCGGCAAACGCGUAUCGCAUUCCUAGAUUCUCCUACAAAAAAAACCGUUUCCAUAAGUAAGAACAAACAACAAUAGAAAAUAGUACACCCACACUCCACUUAGAUUUGCUCCUACGCGAUAUGACUACGAAUCGUGGAAACUGCAGACAGGAGACAAGAAGACAUCCGUCGAAAGCUACUAUAGGUUAACAAAGAAAACAAUCUGGAAGAAGUGCAGCACUUCUGAAGGAACUUGUAGAACAGUCGAACAAGUUGAGGGAGAAACUUUGAUUUUUUUAUAAGACCGAAAACGAUAAUUAAGAGUGAUCCAAUAAUUUAUAUUGCAUUUUGUUCAGACCGUCGCUCGUAAGAGAAACAUUGUUGUACGUUAUAUUUGUGGGUAACAAUUGUUUCAAAGUAAUUACAGAAUAAAGUUUUUAUUAGAGUUUACAAAACCUGAACAUUAAAGCAACAAUUGUUGUAGAAAAAAUAAUAAAGCGCAUGUACUCCUCUAAAAUGGCAAUGAUGUGUAAAAAUUAUGGUGGAUUUGAACAAACUUGUAGAAGUGUUUUUCAAAUAUAUGUUUCACUACGUGUUCCUAAGA
Molecule: messenger RNA, 4120 nt
Organism: Armigeres subalbatus
Lineage: Eukaryota; Metazoa; Arthropoda; Insecta; Diptera; Culicidae
Gene: alt
Product: golgin subfamily B member 1
Exons: 10
Coding region: 338-2956 (872 amino acids)
Cellular component (GO): endoplasmic reticulum membrane
Source: RefSeq, a predicted model, not a curated record